Molecule: messenger RNA, 4692 nt
Organism: Tympanuchus pallidicinctus (lesser prairie-chicken)
Lineage: Eukaryota; Metazoa; Chordata; Aves; Galliformes; Phasianidae
Gene: BRD4
Product: bromodomain containing 4
Exons: 17
Coding region: 793-4128 (1111 amino acids)
Biological process (GO): chromatin remodeling; positive regulation of transcription elongation by RNA polymerase II
Cellular component (GO): nucleus; chromatin
Source: RefSeq, a predicted model, not a curated record
CCUGGGCUGGAGGAGGCCCCGCGAUGAUGGAGGAUGCGACGCCGCUGGGAUUUGCGGUGACAAAAGGGGUUUGGUGCCGCUGGAAGGACCUGACGCCGGUUGUGUGGGCUCAGCAGGCGAAGUGCUGCUGUCAGCUCCCAUCACAAAGCCAGCAGAUCCAAAAACCGUGGGCUGAUUUCCCACCUUUCAGCUCCGUGUUCAAUCCCUGCGCUCCGCUCCUGCCUAUGGAAGGGUCUGUCGCUUCGGGAUGCGCUCCGCUGCUAAUUAAUCCCCUCCCUUAACGAGCUCAGGCUCCGCCAGAACGGGCGACAAGGAUCCAGGGAGACGCAGAGCAGCUCCGAAAAAAAAACCAAAACAGGAACUUUGGGCAGCGAUGAGAACAGCGUCGAAUAUCCUGCAACCCGAAACCCCGCGCGUUCGUUCCCGGAAAUGGGAAGCUGUGUUUGGGAUCGGGGACGUUUGUGUCUGCCUUCCUGUUGGGAAUCUCCUCGAGCUCUUCCUGCUCCAAACCUCUCCUGUGGAUGCAGAAAUGGAACCUUUGGCAGGAGGAGCCGCUGCCGUUGGAGCUCUUUGCUUUUCCUUAUUGCUGUCCCAGCGCACAUCUUUCUUCCAGCGGUAGCCUCAAAAAUGGAGGUGGGAGGGCUUGGCUGGUGAAGGAGCAGCACCCGACACCUCGAAGGGUCGAAGGAUUUAAGAUACUCUAUCUAAAGGCAUUUGUGCCUGAAGCCACGGAAGAUAGAUGGACAAGCCAAGCAACUUCUGACCCUGCAUCAUUUUCUGGGGCAAAAUUGUAUGGCAAUGUAUCCUACAAGGGUGUCUGGUGAGGAAUGCAAUGGGAUCAAUAGCAUGUCUGCAGAGAGCGGCCCCGGGACGAGACUGAGAAAUCUGCCAGUGAUGGGCGACGGCCUCGAAGCCACCCAGAUGUCGACAGCGCAGGCGCAGGCGCAACCGCAGCAAGGCAGCACCGUCGGCGUCAACCCCCCUCCUCCAGAGACCUCCAACCCCAACAAACCCAAGCGGCAGACCAACCAGCUGCAGUACCUGCUCAAAGUGGUGCUCAAAACGCUAUGGAAGCACCAGUUUGCGUGGCCUUUCCAGCAGCCCGUGGAUGCUGUCAAGCUGAACCUCCCCGAUUAUUAUAAGAUAAUUAAAACGCCGAUGGACAUGGGAACAAUAAAGAAACGCUUGGAGAAUAACUACUACUGGAAUGCUCAAGAAUGUAUCCAGGAUUUUAACACGAUGUUUACAAACUGUUACAUCUACAACAAGCCAGGAGAUGACAUAGUCUUAAUGGCAGAAGCUCUAGAAAAGCUCUUCCUGCAGAAAAUCUCCGAAAUGACGCAGGAAGAAACUGAAAUCGUUAUAGCCCAGACAAAAGGGAGAGGACGCGCGCGGAAGGAAGCAGUGACAUCCAAGCCAGGAUCAUCCACGGUACAGAACACAACCCAGGCCUCGUCCCCAGCCCAGACUCAGGCCCCACAGCAGAACCUCCAGGCCGCACAGACCACCCAUUCCUUCCCUGCUGUCACCCCUGACCUCAUCGUCCCGACGCCCGUGAUGACGAUGGUGCCUCCACAGCCCCCGGUGCCGCCUCCGCCGGCCCCCCAGACCCCCGCCCCGCCGGCCCCGACCCCCCAGCCCAUCCAGCCUCACCCCCCCGUCAUCCCCACGCCUGCUCAGCCCGUCAAGACGAAAAAAGGAGUGAAGAGGAAAGCAGACACCACCACGCCGACCACCAUCGACCCGAUCCACGAAUCGUCCUCGCUGCCCACCGAACCCAAAUCCACCAAACUGGGCCCGCGGAGGGAAAGCAGCCGCCCGGUGAAGCCCCCAAAGAAGGACGUCCCAGAUUCCCAACAGCACACGGUAGAAAAGAGCAGCAAAGUGUCGGAGCAGCUGAAGUACUGCAGCGGCAUCAUCAAGGAGAUGUUUGCCAAGAAGCACGCGGCCUACGCCUGGCCCUUCUACAAACCCGUGGAUGUAGAAGCACUGGGGCUGCACGAUUACUGCGAUAUCAUUAAGCAUCCCAUGGAUCUGAGCACGAUCAAAUCCAAACUGGAGAACCGGGAGUACAGAGAUGCUCAGGAAUUCGCCGCCGACGUGCGACUGAUGUUUUCCAACUGCUACAAAUACAACCCUGCUGACCACGAGGUGGUGGCCAUGGCACGGAAGCUGCAGGACGUGUUUGAGAUGCGCUUCGCCAAGAUGCCGGAUGAACCGGAGGAACCGGUGAUCCCGGCCUCCUCUCCCGUGGUGGUUCCACCUCCGACCAAAGUGGUUCCCCCUUCGUCCAGCGACAGCAGCAGCGACAGCUCCUCCGACAGCGACAGCUCCUCCGACGACUCGGAAGAGGAGAGGGCUCAGCGCUUAGCGGAGCUCCAGGAGCAGCUGAAAGCAGUGCAUGAACAGCUUGCAGCCCUGUCCCAGCCCCAGCAGAACAAACCAAAGAAAAAAGAGAAGGACAAGAAGGAGAAGAAGAAGGAGAAGCACAAAAAGAAGGAAGAGCUGGAAGACAGCAAGAAGAGUAAAGCCAAGGAACCGCCGUCCAAGAAGGCCAAGAAAAGUAACAGCAACAGCAGCACCUCCAGUAGUAAGAAGGAGCCGGUGACGGUGAAGAACAGCAAGCCCCCUCCAGCCUACGAGUCUGAGGAGGAGGAGAAGUGUAAGCCCAUGUCCUAUGAGGAGAAGAGGCAGCUGAGCCUGGACAUUAACAAACUGCCCGGUGAAAAGCUGGGCCGAGUUGUUCACAUCAUCCAGUCGAGAGAACCCUCGCUUAAAAACUCCAAUCCCGACGAGAUUGAAAUUGACUUUGAGACGUUAAAACCCUCCACGUUACGGGAGCUGGAGAGAUACGUAACGUCGUGUUUGAGGAAGAAGAGGAAACCUCAAGCAGAGAAGGUGGAUGUAAUUGCUGGUUCCUCUAAAAUGAAGGGGUUCUCCUCCUCAGAGUCUGAGAGCACCAGCGAGUCCAGCUCCUCCGACAGUGAAGAUUCAGAAACAGAAAUGGCACCAAAACUGAAGAAGAAGGGGCACUCUGGGCGAGAGCAAAAGAAGCAUCACCACCACCACCACCAAGCGGUGCAGCAGCAGCAGCAGCAGCCGCCUCCUCCUCCUCAGCCCCCUCAGCAGCCCCCGCCGCCUCCGCCGCAGCAACUGCAGCCGCAGCAGCUGCAGCCUCAGCCUCCGCCUCCGCCGCCCGUCCCCCCGCAGGCCCCGCCGCCGAUGAAAUCCUCCCCGCCUCCCUUCGUACCUGCGCAGGUCCCCGUCAUGGAGCACCCUCUCCCGGGGAACAUGUUCGACACUAUGCCGCAUUUCACUCAGCCCAUCAUGCAUCUCCCUCAGCCCGAGAUGCCGCCUCAUCUUCCCCAGCCUCCCGAGCACAGCACUCCUCCCCACCUGAACCAACACGCGGUGGUCUCGCCUCCAGCUUUGCACAACGCUCUGCCUCAGCAGCCCUCGAGACCCAGCAACCGCGCCGCCGCUCUGCCCCCGAAGCCUCCGCGCCCGCCGGCCGUCUCGCCAGCCAUCAGCCAGCAGCCCAUGCUCCCUCAGCCGCCUCUGCCCCAGCCUCCCCAAGUCCUGCUGGAGGACGAGGAGCCUCCCCCGCCUCACCACAGCCUGCCUCUGAGCACCAGCCAGAUGCAGCUCUACCUUCAACAGCUGCAGAAAGUGCAGCCGCAGACUCCUCUUCUCCCUUCAGUGAAGGUCCAGUCGCAGCCCCAGCCUCCCCUGCAGCCUCCGGCGCACCCCGCGGUGCAGCAGCUGCAGCACCAACCCCAGCAGAGGCCCAUGCACAUGCAACCCAUGCCCUUCCCUUCCCACAUCCCCCAACCGCAGCCACCUCCGCAGCAGCAUCAGCCCCCGCAGCCGCCGCCGCCGCAGCCUCCGCAGCCGGCGAAACCUCAGCAAGUCAUCCAGCAUCACCCCUCGCCACGGCACCAUAAGCCCGACCCCUACUCGACCGGUGAGCAGGAGCCGAGGCCGCAGACCCUGCACCCUUUGGUGACGCAGGGGUGGCUCGGCGUCGCCUCCCAGGGCGCUCGGCUGCGGGUAUCGGGCACCUCGUGGGGGUUUCAGACAACUCGGGUUGGGUGCUGGGCGCUCCGUUGCGUUCCGGGCUCGUUCUGAGCGUCGGACGGCGUUUGCUGGCGCCAGACAACCUUUGCUGGGUGUUGGCCAACGUGUGUUGGCCCCAGGCACUUUCCAUUGAGAGGACAUUGUGUUGUGAUAGGGCACUCUGUGUCGUGAUAAGGUGGUACAUGUCAUGGUCGGGUGGUGCGUGUUGUGACAGAGCAGCGUGUGUUGUGAUAGCACAGUGUGUGUUGUGAUAGGGCACUGUGUGUCGCAAUAGGGCACUGUGUGUUGUGAUAGGAUAGUACAUGUUGUGAUAGGGCAGUGUGUGUCACGAUAUGGUGCUGUGUGUUGCGAUAGGGUGGUGUGCGUUGUGGCAGGGCGGUGUGUGUUGUGAUAGGGCAGUGUGUGUCGUGAUAGGGUGGUACAUGUUGCGAUAGGGCAGGGUGUGCCCUGAUACGGCACUGUGUGUCGCGACAGGGCGGUGUGAUAGGGCAGUGUGUAUCCCAAUAGGGUGCUGUGUGUCACGAUAUGGCGCUGUGUGUCGCGAUACAGCGCUGUGUGUCGCAACAGGGCGGUGUGAUAGGGCAGUGCGUAUCCCAAUAGGGCACUGUGUGUCAC